UGCGUGUGUGAUGAAUGGAAUUCCGCAUAGGUCUGCAAUUCUAAAACAAGGCUGUGUGUAGAAAAAAAUAAUCUGAAACUGCAUUUAAGGGUGACUCAAUACUGGCUAGCCUUAAUUGGGCCGGAGUUGUAAAUUGAUUUCUGGCCCAAAUACUUCACUCCACAACUGGACCACAUCUGGUUUGCCAGAGUCAAGCCAGUGCCUCCUUUGCCACGCCUGGGCUGUGUUCGGCCCACAUGCGUUAUGCCAGUGUUGACACAAGGCCAGUUGUGCCAGCUUCAUGCCGAAUGCGGGCCAGAUGCCUUUGAUGACUGAGUAGUUACAGAUAACGAAAAUUAAAACUUUGAUGGCAAAUUUCCUCUUGUGUCACCGCAGUCAUGGCUUCAAACAAUCCGAAUGCAGUCGAAGAGGAGACAGAGGAGGUAAACAUCCGCGUGGUCGUCAGAUGCAGCCCUCGCAAAACAGUGAUGCCCAACGCGUCAUCAAGUCACAGGAUUGUGUUCAACACACAAUUGAAGCAAGUCAUUGUGCCGAGAGUGUAUAAUUUGCGGGCACCGCUUCAGCCAUACACGUUCGAUGAGGUGUUGGCACCCGGCACCACCCAGUUGGACGUCUACAACGGGAUUGUGCCCCCCAUCCUGGAGGAUGUCCUGAAUGGAUUCAAGUGCACCAUCAUCGCUUACGGGCCCAUGGGAACGGGCAAGACGUUCACCAUGGUGGGAGCGUGGCGUCUGGAUGAGAGCUUCACCUGGAACGAGGACUCGAGGACGGGCAUCAUCCCCAGAGUCAUCCACCACAUUUUUGAGAGGCUGUCUGGCGAAGACUUCUCCAUCAAAUUGUCGCUGCGCGAGAUAAACCACAAGAAGACGGUGGACCUGCUCAGAGCUCGCCGGCGGGCUCAGCUCAGACGUCUCAUCGGCGGCACGAGCCGGCGGGGCCAGCUCAGAGGUCUCAUCGGCCACACGAGCCGGCGGGGCCAGCUCAGACGUCUCACCGGCCGCACCACAUUUUUGAGAGGCUGUCUGGCGAAGACUUCUCCAUCAAAUUGUCGCUGCGCGAGAUAA
Molecule: messenger RNA, 1064 nt
Organism: Hippocampus comes (tiger tail seahorse)
Lineage: Eukaryota; Metazoa; Chordata; Actinopteri; Syngnathiformes; Syngnathidae
Product: kinesin-like protein KIF11-B
Exons: 5
Coding region: 378-1064 (228 amino acids)
Biological process (GO): microtubule-based movement; spindle elongation; mitotic spindle assembly
Cellular component (GO): nucleus; mitotic spindle; spindle microtubule
Molecular function (GO): microtubule binding; plus-end-directed microtubule motor activity; ATP binding
Source: RefSeq, a predicted model, not a curated record